UUUUAUUUUAAAUCGGGUUCGAGCUCAGAAUGGAGAAGAAAAUAUUUGCAAAAGCGAGGAUGAGAAAUUAUAUUUUAUCACAUUUCAAAGGAAAAGUUUGUAAACAUAAUCCGAAUAUAAUUCAUAUACGUACGUCAAGUACCGGCACUUCAAGAGAUUUUAAUUUUUAUGAUCUACAGUGCAGAAGGUGUGACUGGAGAAACUCCAUGAACAAACAGACAUGCCUCUCCUGGUCCAAAUUAAUGUCAGCAAGAUCUUAUCUUAAAGACAGUCACAGCGAGUGUCAGGUCCUUUGGUACCAAGCACGGUCAAACUUCAGUACCACAACAAUAAAACUAGAAAAAGAUAAAGAGAAAAAAGAUGACAACAGUGAAAAGAAAAGUGAUGAAAAUAAUGAAAAAGAGAGAAGUAAAGAAGAGGAAGAGGAGGAAAAGAAAAAAGAAGCUAUUGCUCAGGAAAUAGCAGCAAAAAAUGCAAACGACCCCCUGUUUUUCUUUGCUAUAGUCUUCGCACUGGUUUCCCUGGCAGUUACUCGAGAUUACUCCUUAAUGGAAUAUUCCUACAGUGGAACCGUUUCAAAGAAUGAAUUUGAUAAUAUGAUAGCUGGAGGAAAAGUGAGAAAAAUAGUUAAACAUCCUCAAGGUGUCCGAGUUUAUCUCUAUGAUAGCUAUGCAGGAAAAACAGUCACUAUUCCCAGUGGUUGCUGGGUUUUAUUUCAAGAGCCAUUCAGUAAUGUUGUGCCCUAUGUCAGACGUGCUACGGAAGGAAAUCCUAAUGUCAAAAAUGAUGUGAUUUUUGAUGAGGGCAGGAAACAUUUGACAAUGCUUUUGCCAAUGUUGAUAAUAGGAUUUGCAUAUUUCUUGGCCUUUAAAAGAACCAUCAGAAUAAUCACAGCAGCGGAAAAUGCAAAGUUUAGCAAACAGAAUGGAAAAAGCACUAAGCAAGAUACAACAGCAUUCAAAUCAGAUGUGAAGCCAGAGAGUUUUAAGAGCAGGGCACAGUUUGAUGAAAGUUUUAACAAUCAAGUCAAAACACAUAAUGAGAAACAGAUUAAGUUCAAGGAUAUUGCUGGUAUAAAGGAAGCUAAAGUGGAAGUGAUGGAGUUUGUUGAUUAUUUGAAGAACCCUCUGAGAUAUCAGAGGUUAGGUGCUAAGAUUCCACAUGGAGCCCUAUUACUUGGUCCACCAGGAUGUGGGAAAACACUUUUGGCCAAGGCUGUAGCUGCUGAAGCAGGUGUACCUUUCUUCUAUAGAGCUGGAUCUCAAUUUGUGGAAAUAUUUGGAGGUAAAGGAGCCUCCCGAGUGAGAGAGCUAUUUAAGACUGCCAGAGCUCGGGCCCCAUGUAUUAUAUUCAUUGAUGAACUCGAUGCCAUAGGAAGAGUUCGUGGUGGCAAGGGAGGAAGAGGCAACACAGAAGAAGAUCAGACACUGAAUCAGCUGUUAGUGGAGAUGGACGGCAUUAAUACGACAGAAGGAGUGAUUUUGCUGGGGGCCACAAACAGGGUGGAUAUAUUGGACAAGGCCUUGCUACGUCCAGGAAGACUUGAUAGACAUAUCCUUAUUGACCUGCCCACAUCUGAGGAGAGAGUGGAACUCUUUGAAAUGUAUUUGUCGAAGAUUAAAAUAGACUUCUCCAUUUCUGUAUUUGCACCACGACUAGCUCAGCUUACACCCGGAAUGUCAGGUGCUGACAUUGCCAAUGUGUGUAAUGAAGCAGCCAUUUACGCUGCAACCAACAACAAAGAUCAUGUAACAAUGGCAGACAUGGACUACGCUCUACAGAGGAUCAUCGGCGGUCCAGAGAAGCGAUCUUUUGUGAGGGAUGCCCGCGAGAAAAAGAUCAAUGCGUACUAUGAGGCAGGAAGAGCUGUGGUUUCAUGGUUGACCAGAACUUCUGAUGCCAUUUUAAAGAUUUCAAUUGUACCUCGAAGUAAAUACAGAUUAGGCCAUUAUCAGUAUUAUAAGCCAGAGAGGGAUCUUCAAACAAAUGUGCAGUUAUUUGAGAAGAUGCUUGUGCACUUAGCAGGCAGUGCUACAGAGGCUCUGGUUUUCAACCAUCAUUCUACAGCUGCUGAAAAAGAUCUGGAUAUUGUCAAAAAACUUGCUUACCUACAAGUUAGAGAAUUUGGAAUGAAUGAAAAUGUUGGCCAAAUCUCAUUUCAUUUCGAGGAGGGGGAUGAAACCCUCCCUAAACCCUACAGUAAAUAUAUGGAGAAUAUGAUUGACACGGAGGCAAGAAAUUUGGUUACAAAAGCUAGUGUGCAGUCAAAGAAGAUAUUGGAGGAAAAUAUGAAAAAAGUGCAUAAGGUUGCAAAAGCAUUAAUGGAAAGGGAAACUUUAUCAUAUGAAGACAUUGAAAAAUUGAUAGGCCCCCCUCCACAUGGUAAUAAGAUGCCAGAUGAUUAUGUCAACUUAACUCACGUGGAGGCAGCAGCAGGUGGUUCUACAGAAUAACAAAUUAUAGCAUUUGUUUUUUACGAAUUGUUAUUUCUUUAUGUGUGAAUGGAAAAGAAAAAUGUAAAAAUGCAAAGAAAAGA
Molecule: messenger RNA, 2536 nt
Organism: Magallana angulata
Lineage: Eukaryota; Metazoa; Mollusca; Bivalvia; Ostreida; Ostreidae
Product: paraplegin-like
Exons: 19
Coding region: 30-2453 (807 amino acids)
Biological process (GO): mitochondrial protein processing; protein-containing complex assembly
Cellular component (GO): m-AAA complex
Molecular function (GO): ATP hydrolysis activity; metalloendopeptidase activity; ATP-dependent peptidase activity
Source: RefSeq, a predicted model, not a curated record